Messenger RNA from Lachancea mirantina, 2088 nucleotides. Lineage: Eukaryota; Fungi; Ascomycota; Saccharomycetes; Saccharomycetales; Saccharomycetaceae. The record is from the annotation of a GenBank genome assembly.
AUGUCGGCACAGGAUCAUCCGAUUUUCAAGGGAAGUUUGAGCGGUGGGAACGCACCAUUACGUUUUUAUCUGUCGUCUAAAAAUGGAUCCAAAGUUUUCGUGCUGCAGGGAAAUUCACUGAGAUGGCAGUCUUCGAACAGCCAAAAUUACGAGUUCUUGGAUUUUGAAGCGCUGGAAAACUACUCAAAUGCUGUGCUUAAUGAUUCCGGUACUUUACUCUGUCUUUACAACGCUACCAAAAUUCAAGUCGUGAGCACCGUUUCCGGUGAAAAAUCAUCUCAAGUCUACUACCUUUCCUCCGAAAACGGCUUCAAGCAGGUCUUGUGGCAUCCCAGCGGCAAGUUAGAUGCAUGCUUGGUUGUACUAGACUGUCAAAAUGCCGUGUCGCUUUAUGAGCUGCAUCUUUUGAAUUAUCAAACCCCGACAACCGUAUUCAAUCGCCCAGCAGAUUUGCUUGGAAUAUCCGACGUACUUGAGAUUGCAUCAUGUGCAUUUGGUUCUGACGGUUUGACACUUUACGUGCUUGACAUCGGUAAUGGAGGCGACGUUUAUGCGCUAUAUCCGUGCUUACCGCAACAAAUUGCAGUCAAGCCGGAGCUCGUAGAACGUGGAUUACAGAAAGCGCUGAUAGAUUACAAUUCGUUGACGUCUGAGAUGGAUUCCAACAUAAAGAGAAACAUUAUCAAAGAAUUGAGACUUUUUUUGAGCUGGAAGGAACAACUGAAGCGAGACAAAACUGCCGAACAUGACGAAAUCGUGUUUGAGUGUUCAGAAAACAUUAGAGCUGUUGGGUUCCAGGGCCCUUUCACUAUCAAUCCGUUUCCGGAAAGAUUGUACAUGGCCACUGCUGAAACCGUCAAAGUGGCUCAUUUAAGGCGCACCCAAAGCGACGUUCUUCUAAUAGGCUUCAAUGAGGGCACCACUUUGAUGUGUUUCCCAGACCUUGAGCCAGCUAUGUCGUGGGAACCGUCUAAUUAUGCGUACAACAACUCGUUAGUUUUGGCACAGGAACUUAACAGCGGCACCGAUAGGCUGAGAGACGUUGUGGACGGGACUAUCAUUUGCGACAGCGACAAGCGUACAACCUAUUUCUUUGCCCACGAUUUUCUGGAAACUUUCGAUAGAUGUCUCGAGGAGUGCAACAUUAAUGGGCUAGUGUCUGGCGAUGCGCAACCACUGGAAGGUUUCAAGGUUGAUCAGCAUUUCAACAGUUUUGGACUUUGGUCUUUUGAUGGAUCCUGUUUGAUAUCUGCUUCCAACGCUUCUAUUUCAACACACAAGUUAUCAGCCGAAACGAAGCCAGCUAGCACCGAGCGACAUGAAGAAGAAAAAGACACAUUGGAACCAGAAUUGCCCAUGUUUCAAUUCUCAUCUCCUUUGCAAGAAAUUGAAGCUUCAGUAAACAGAGCUACAACUCAAAGCAGGCAGCCUUUGUCUGUUUCUAUUCCAUCAGAUUUAAAAGGUAUGCCAUUGAAAAAUGAUCGGAACGAAGAACACUUAGCGUUGUUAACGUUGGCAGUGGCUCAAAUUAUGGAUCGCAUUUCUUUGCUACAACAGGUUGCGUUCUUACUGCAUUCACGACUAAAACAGCAACAAUCAAUCUUUGCAGAACAAGUUAGUCUCGUAGCGAAGGUCUCCAACAAAAAGGCAAAAAUCAUGAGCAAGAAGAAGGCCCAAGAAAAUGCGUGGGCUCGCGUCACGGAACGUGACACCAAGAUAGCCAGUCGCAUGUCCCAUUUAAGGCAGAAGUUAGAUGAAACCUUUGAACGAUGUUCUCAACAAAACAGACCAAUCUCAAGAUCGGAACUGCGUUGGUUUUCGGAACUGCGGUCCCAAGUACUACUUUUCAAUAAGUUCGUGCUUACGCAACAGAACCUGCGAGAGGAAGUGUCAUUUUUUAAGAACGACUACGAGUAUGUCAUGCUAAAUUCGCCCAAGACCGAGGACACAAGGGCGCCCUGGGACGAUUUACAAAGACUGCUGGAAAUCGAUCGUCGACUGAUCGGAGAAUGCAGCACAGAGCUUACUAAAGCGGCCAACGAACUCGACGUCAAGCUGAACACAGGAGUUCAAAAUUUAACAAUUUAA